Messenger RNA from Gadus morhua (Atlantic cod), 7456 nucleotides. It is a transcript of the gene znf318, whose product is annotated as zinc finger protein 318. NCBI's taxonomy places the organism in Eukaryota, Metazoa, Chordata, Actinopteri, Gadiformes, Gadidae. Gene Ontology annotation, biological process: negative regulation of DNA-templated transcription; positive regulation of DNA-templated transcription. Gene Ontology annotation, molecular function: zinc ion binding; nucleic acid binding. Gene Ontology annotation, cellular component: nucleoplasm. The record is from RefSeq and is a predicted model, not a curated record.
AGUCCGCAGUCCCUCCGGAAGAAGAAGAGCACAGCCGCCAUUAACAUCCGAGCGGUUUGUGUUCGGCAGAAACUUCAAUGAAAGCGUCCAACCCGCUGCAAACCAAGAUACCGUGAAUACCCCAUAUCAACCGUUCCUUCAAUAGGCGUUAGCUUUAGGCAGUAUAGUUCGGGCUCGGACGGUAUAAUGUACCGCGGUCGCCCCCCGCACCGAGGAGGCUACCCGCCGCCGUUCGAAGGCCGUGGACCGCCCUUCGGCCACGCGUCGGGACGGUCUUACUCCCCGCCGUCCUACCGGGAGGAGAGGGGCAGGCCCCGGUCCCCGUACCACCAGCACGGCUACCAUGACCGCGGCCCACCGUCCGACUCCUACAGGCGCUCCCCGCCCCGGAGGAGGUACCCCUCUCCCGGGCAGGGGAGCCACCGAGGCGGGGAGUACUGGGGAAGCGGGCCGCCCAGAGAGAGAUCUCCUUCUCCACGAGGACGCCACCCCAUCGACCACAACCUGGUGAUCACCGUAGGCAACGAGCUGACGGGAAAGGGGGGGCCGCCCACUUCUCGACAUUUGUCCUCCCCAGAUGACAGGCCAAGGGGGCGGAGCCGCAGCCCCGACCGGAGCCGUGCCAAGAGCCGGGGGCGGAGCAAGAGCCGAGCUCGCUCCAGGAGCCAUAGCCAGACCCCUGAGAGGGGCCGCGCACGUAGUAAGAGCCGCGCUCGGAGCAAGAGCCGCGGGAGAAGCAAAAGCCGCGCACGUAGCAAGAGCCGCGGGAGGAGCAAGAGUCGGGUCCGCAGCAAGUCCAGAUCCAGGUCCCACUCCCGGUCCCCGUCGCGGUCCCGGUCCAGAGGGCGGAGCGCUGGACGUGGCGCCGGGCGUGCGGUGAGCCGCGGGCGCAGCAGGAGCCGGGCGAGGAGGAGCUGGAGCAGGAGCAGCAGCGGGAACAGCGUGGACAGCGACCGCACCAAGAAGCAGUUCCAGGAGCUGGAGCUGGCCCGCCGCAGGAAGGAGAUGGAGGAGCUGCUGAACCGGCCUACCAAGUCCAUCCUGAAGAAGCGCCUGGGCUCCGAGGACUCAGCCUCCCGCAUGAGCAGCGACUCCCCCAGCGGGCAGGAGGGCGGUAACAUCUCCCAGGUUGCCCAGCGCCUGCUGAGCGCGGUGAAGGGGGUGGAGCCCGAGGCCCUAGCCUCCGUCCUGGCGGAGCUGAAGGCGGACCCCCAGCUGGCCCAGCGGGUGGGGCUAGACCCUGAGAUGGCUGGGAUCCUCCAGCUGCUGGGGGUCCAUCCCGGGGGGGGCCGGGCCAAACCCAAGGACGUCAUCGAGGACGAGGAGGAGUUCCUUUACGGGGACAGUGACGACAUCAAGCCCCAGGGGCCCUCCGAGGCUGGGCGGGGGGGCCCCCCGCAGCAGCAGGCCUACUCCGAUCUCUACGGAGAGCUGACGGAGGACGCACUGUACGGGGAGCCCCAGCCCUACGCCCACCCUCCCCCCGCCCCCCAAGGCCGCCCUGCCCACAGCGACCCCGCCGUGGCCCCCCAGCAGGGAGAGGGGGCCGAGGAGUACCAGGCGAUCCAGGGCCUCCUGAAGACCAUCGGGCUGGACCUGGGGGUCACCGAGAUCAGCAAGAUGGCCGCCCGCACCAAGGAGCGUCUCCACGGCAACAAGCCCCCGCCCAAGACCCCCACCCGGCAGCAGCGCUACUCGUCGGGGAGCUCUGAGCGCAGCGGGGCGAGUGGGCGGAGCCGGCGCCGGAGGGGGCGGAGCAGCAGCAGCAGCGGCAGCUCGGACAGCAGCCGGAGCCGCGCCUCCAGCUGGAGCAGCGGCGAUGAGGAUGCCGCCGGCCGGAGGCGCCACCAGGCCCCUCCCCCCGCCGCAGCCAGGCCCCGCGCCGUCAAGCAGCUGAAGGGCGAGCGGGGCUCCUGGGAGGAGGAGCGGCAGACCCCCCCCCGCCCGGCCCCAGAGCCCGGCCCCCCGCCCGCGCCCCCCGUGGCCCCCCCCUACGGCAUGGCGCCCCCCCAGAGCUACCCCCCCCACGCCUACGGCCAGUACGGCAGCUACAUGCCCUACAUGCCCCAGCAGUGGCCCCCCAUGUACCCCCCCCCCGGCAUGCCCCAGGACUACCCAGGGCCCCCCCCCUACGAGCGGCCCUUCAACACGCUGGUGCAGCCCGACCUGACGUCGCUGAAGAGGCUGGAGAUGUCGAAGGAGCGCGAGCGGUGCAGCAAGGUCCUGUCAGAGGAGAAGAACAACGAGAGCCAGAAACAGAAGGUGCUGGAGGAGCGGGAGAAACUGCUCCAGGAGAGGGAGGUCCGCAUGAAGAAGAAGGAGUGUCUGAUGAAGGAGCUCGAGAGCCUCCGCAAACAGCAAGGCGAGCUGCUGAGGAAGAAGCGGCGGGAGAAGGACGGCCACAAGGACCCCCUGCUGUGUGAGAUCAGCGGGCUGCAGGAGAGCGUCAUGCGACAGAUCUCCGAGCUGCGUCUGGAGCACGAGGCGGCCGAGAGGAAACGCACAGAGAUCGACAAGGUGGCCCUCAUCCUGGGGCUGGACCCCUCGGACCGCCCCCGCCGGGCCCCGGCCGCGGACAAGACCGGCCCCGAGGGGGGCCCCGCUGACAAGCAGUGUGCCGAGGCGAGAUCCACUCCGAACCAAGACACGCCCCAGACGACUGGCUCCUCCCCCUUAAAGACCUCUGAGAAGUUUGAGUACUUUGACUCGGGAGAACAUUGGUGCAAAAACUGUAACGUCACCACCGGCUCCAUGUUUGUUUAUUUCACACAUUUGCAAGGCAAGGGGCACAGAAAGACUCAAGACCCCUACGACAGACCCUGGGCCCCCCCUCUCUCCAAAACCGUCAACAUCCCUUCCGGGGAGAAGGUCACCAAGCCGGCUAAAGGCUCAGAGUUUCUGCUGCCGGUGAGGGGGUUCUACUGCCGCUUGUGCAAAGAGUUUUACGGAGACGCCAUCUGUGCGGAGGAGCACGUCACGACGCACGCUCACAACGAGAAGUACAAGCUCUACAUGAUGGAUAAACCUCUCUACGAGCAGAGGAGGAGCCUCGAGCAGCAGGCCGGGCUCACCCUGGACUCUGGGAAGAAGCGCAAGCACAUGGAGGGCCCUGGAGACCACGAUAAGGAGGAGAAGUCCAAACACAAGAAGGACAAGAAGGACAAGGAGCAGAAGCGAGGGGAAGACGUGAAGAAGGAAGAGAGGUACAAACCGAACAAGGAGGAGGUGGAGGAGAAGUUCAAGUCGAGCAGCAAAGUGGAUGCGCCCAGGAAGGGGGAGGAGGCGAAGGCUGCACUCAGCAAGAUGGUGGAAGACGAGAAGCAUCGGCCCAUGAAGGACGAUCGACAACGGUACAGCCGGGAAUACAACGAGAGCGACGGGCCGAAAUACGGUAAAAGGGACGAAGUGGAAAAAUACAAACACUCCAGAGAAGACGAUUACCGCUACCGCUACCGCCAAGACGAGGAUCGAUCGAGGCCCAGCCGGGGGGAGGAGCGCCCCAGAUACGACGAGGACCGGCACCGUCCCAACAAGUACCCGGAACCCAGGUCCAAGCACGAGCGGGAGGAGCCCAAGAUCGAGAAGGAAAAAACAACACCUGUUAAAAGACAAUUCAAGGAGGAGGCAGAGGUCAAAAAGCCCGAGCCCCCCCCAAGGCCCUACGACCCUCCUAAGAUCAUGUGUGGACCCAGUCCCGCCAUGAGGGCCAAGCUGCGCAAGCAGAGCCUGGAGUCGGCCAAGGCGGCGGCGGCUACGGCCCCCGUGGUGCCAGCAGCCCCGGCCCCUCCGGCAGCCCCCCUUGGGGCUGCCUUUGGCAGAUUCACCUGGAAGAAGAAGGAGAGCGUCCUGGCCAAGGAGGCGGAACGAGUUGCCGCAGAGUUCCUGAAGGACGACGAGGCGCCAACGCCGGCGGACAAGAUUCCAGUGGAGGACUCUUUUGCCAAGUCCAUGGCGGUCGCCAAGGAGAUCGCUCUGAAGCUGUCGGGACAGCCUCCCAUGCCGCCCCCUUGGGCGGGCCAGGUGGCCCUCCGAGGAAGGAUCCGGCCAAACCUCCCGGCGCCGGCAAUUGGCCUCCGGACAACCGCCGCCGUCGCCAAGCCUGCUCCUCUGAACGCCUUCCUCUCCAUCAGACCACAAACCCCUGAAUCUGCAGCACCUGAAGACAACCCACUGGCGUCUGAACCUGUACCCAUGGAGAUUGAGGAUCAGGAUGAACCCAUACAGGAACCAGCACCGAUGCCCGUGAACAUACCGGCGCACAUACCAGCUCAGGUGUCUGUGCAAAUGCCCGUGCAGAUCCCCGUGCAGAUGCCAGUACAGAUACCGGUGCAAAUGCCAGUGGAGCCUCCUCCCCAGUUCCAACCUCCUCCCCAGUUCCAACCUCCUCCCCAGUUCCAACCUCCUCCCCAGUUCCAACCUCCUCCCCAGUUCCAACCUCCUCCCCAGUUCCAACCUCCUCCCCAGUUCCAACCUCCUCCCCAGUUCCAAGCUCCUCCCAUGUCAGGGAACCAGAGGCUGGUGGCAGUGGAGUCUGACGAGGCGGCCCCCGGGGUCCCUGCCAGUGAGCAGAUGCGGACCGUCUUCGUGAAGCCCCCUCCCUUCAUGAACUCCGGCGACGGAGCACACCGCUCGGAGAAACUCAAGACCCACCUGGCGGCAGCCAAGGCCAAGGACCUCUUCGACAUCUUCUACAGCGGAGUGAGCCAGUCUGGCCCCUCCGCCUUCCCCAAAGCAGCGACCGCAGACACCAGGACCCCGACCGGUGGGACCAAGACCGGCGAGGGCAAGAUGAAACCAUCGCAGCCGGUCCUGCAAAGCAUUACCAAACCCGUGCCUCCCCCGUCCUUCCUCCCCAAAACAACUGAACUCAAACCGGCUCUCCAACCUCUGGUCCAACAAGUACCACAGACGCCCCCAGACCCAAUACCACAGGCCCAACCAGUACUUCAGACCAGUCUUGACCCAGUACCCCAGACCCUCCCAGACCCAAUACCACAGGCCCAACCAGUACUUCAGACCAGUCUUGACCCAGUACCCCAGACCCUCCCAGACCCAAUACCACAGGCACAACCAAUACUUCAGACCAGUCUUGACCCAGUACCCCAGACCCUCCCAGACCCAAUACCACAGGCCCAACCAGUACUUCAGACCAGUCUUGACCCAGUACUCCAGACCCUCCCAGACCCAAUACCACAGGCCCAACCAGUACUUCAGACCAGUCUUGACCCAGUACCCCAGACCCUCCCAGACCCAAUACCACAGGCCCAACCAGUACCACAGAACAAACCUGACCCAUUACCACAGGUACAACCAGACCUCAGACUUGAGGCCCAACCAUGGGUACAACCAGUUACGAGCCAACCUGACCCAAUACCACAGGUCGAACCAGUACCACAGCCCCAACCUGACUUGGAGUCUCCAACUCGAUCCAAAGUACAACCAGUACUACAAAUCCAACCGGAGCCAGUACCACAGUUCCAACCAGUACUACAGAGCCAGUCUGACCCAAUACCAGAGGUCCAAUCAGUACUACAGAUCCAGUCUGACCCAACCCCACAGGUCCAACAAGUACUACAGAUCCAGCCUGACCCAUUACCAGAGGUCCAUCAAGUACUACAGAUCCAGCCUGACCCAUUACCAGAGGUCCAUCAAGAACUACAGGUCCAGUCUGAGCCAGCACACCAGACAAAACCCCAUGUACAACUUACCCCACAGGACCAGCCUGACCCCAUACCCCAGACCCAUUCCCAAGUACCCCCAGUAUCCCAGAUCCAAUCUGAAACAAUACCACAGACCCAACCGCAAGUACAACUACUAUCCCAGACCCAUCCCGACCCACAACCCGAACCCCAAACCCUUCUUGCUUUAGAGACCCAAGUUGAACCACAGAUUGGACAACUGGAUCUGCUGCCAAGUCUGCACGGCCAGGAUGAAGAUCUGGAGCUGACCACAGCUCCGACCACCCUGUCAGAGUCCCCGAAAACUCCUAAAACUAAGAGCCGAACGUCUCCGCAAGCCAAGAAGACCUCUCCGGCCUCCCGCCCUGUCCGACAGACACGCUCCCAAACCCGCUACCAGACCCGCCGGCAGCGGAGCCAGUGUGAGUCCGGAUCGGAGUCCGGCCUCGAAAGCGAAGAGGCAGCAUCCAACUCGGAAGGGCCAGACACUGGCACCAAUCUCGAGCCACAGGUGGAGCCGCAGGUGGAGCCGCAGGUGGAGGAGACGCUGUUGCCCGUUGACACCCCCCAAAACCCAGACACCCCUGACAUUAUCACCACUGAAACCCUCGGCCUGCCUUCAGACAUGAUGUCCCUGGGGUUCGAGUAUGACUUUAACUUUGAGUGAGCGAUGAUUCCAGGCUCUUCAGGAUGACUCUAGAACCAUGUUGAUUUGAUGUUUAACUCAAAUUAGCUAGCAAGCUAACCUAGUGUGCUAGCCUCUCAGGCUAGCACACUGACCAUGGAAUUGAGUAGGGAAGUCCCAGUCAGACAUUUAUGACUUUAUUUUUUUGUUUAAAAGAUCCCAGUGCUGUUCAAGUUGAGCUAACUUAUCUCGGUUCCUCGUGUGACCCCUUGCUUGUUUGCCUACGGGGGAACAUCCUGACUUUGGUUUGAUUUCUCGUGGAUUGUUAUUAUUUUUUACCCAUGACUCGCCGCAUCGCUCUACCAUUUUGUGUCCUGUUUUCCUCUUUAAACAUUUACACAAAAGUCUUUUGAUACAGAUACAAUGCCUAGUCCUGCGUUGGAAUGUUCUAGUUAGUAAAGUUUGGACCAAACCCUUUUCCCCGGAGAACUCUUCUGUGGUGUCUGAGAAGUGUCAACAUUGUCCCCUUACGAUGUUACCAUAGAAACAGGCCAUGUCAUCCCGUCGCCCUGCUCUGCCAGACUAACAGACCACCUGUCCUGUACAUGUUGAUGCUUCUGUAGUUUAAUAAUAAAGUCUAGUGACCACAGCGACCCCUCCUGUUGUUAUUAGACUUGCGCUCACUUUAUUACCUGAGAAUCGUAGCCAGCUAAAGUUACCAAGUCGAGGCUGAUGAAUCCUAGCAUUUACAUUUUAGAGAGGCAAACAAUGAUAAAGUUGGAUAAGAGGUGUACAUACAAUAAUAAAGUUGUCUAAGGUGUACAGUCAAUGAUUAAGUUGGCUAAGACAUUGACCUACACCUAGUGGAGACGGACCAAUACCAUGUCCGUUGGCUACAGGAGAAUAAUGAAUCAAUGCGUCACUACCAGCCGGUGUGGUCUCAGCCCUAGUGUUCACUAGAACCACGACCUGACGGGUCCCAGCCGAGGGUGGAGUCCAUGGGGACCCCCCCAGCAGGACACCGGGACCCGACCGGUAGGCCGGGAAGGUAAUCGUAUUAAACCUUCAGAUGGGGGCGUUUGCUUAACUUUGUGUGUAUUUAAUGAUUCAGAAAAGUUGUAUUUUGUCAAACGUUUUUUUUUUUUUCAAUAAA